This is a messenger RNA of Nematostella vectensis (starlet sea anemone), 2271 nucleotides long. Its product is annotated as EF-hand domain-containing family member B. The coding region runs from base 293 to 1957 and encodes 554 amino acids. The transcript is spliced from 12 exons. The record is from RefSeq and is a predicted model, not a curated record. Gene Ontology annotation, molecular function: calcium ion binding. Lineage: Eukaryota; Metazoa; Cnidaria; Anthozoa; Actiniaria; Edwardsiidae.
UAAAACCUUUGCUGGGAAACGUGAAGUGUUUAUUUACACCGAGGUCCCGAACAAGAACAGACACAAAAAAACAUAUUCAACUUGGUGUCAGUUGAUUUUCUUUGAGAAUCUUUGAGACAUUGCGGCCGUCCUAUUAGAAGAAAAAGGAGUUAUUGCCCAGGAAAGAGAACUCAACAUUAUCUCAGGAAACAGACAUUCACGCGUAUUCUCUCGUUUCGAGGAGUCUGUAAAAGAAAAUAAGAAAUUACUCCAUCGCCAAACAUAAAAGAAAGCCACAUUCCUAUACACCAACAUGUUGAGUAAUGCUGGAAGAUAUAUUGACAGGAACCCUGAAACGAUCCCGGCCGGCAAGCUUUUCGACAUCACAGGCCACACUGCAAGGGAUUGCCUCCAAAUUAAAGAAAAGGAUGUCCACCCGGAAAAUGUCCGCAAAUUUCGCGCCACGACACAACCCUUUGUCGGCAGUGAAAGGGUGUUUCAUGGCCGAGCCAACGAUCCAAAUAUUGCGGCACAGAUAGUUCAUGGAGUGAACACAAGACCAUCGCUAUGGGCUGAAGACUUGGUUAACCCAACACGAAAAAGUCUUUUCGCUCAGCGCAUGUUAGAGAAAAAAGAGGGACUUUAUGCAAGCCAUAAAAAUGCUCCCCUUGGGGAGUGUCAUAAUCAGUCACCUAACCUACCCGAAGGGACAGACAUCUACAAGGCUUGUUAUGGUGUCAAGACGAUUAAAGAUGGUACUGCUGGUGAGAUGGUGAAUCCAGGAAAAACUGCAACACAAGUUGAGCAGGAGUCCAUGGAGGGAAAGGAACUUUACAAAGUCAGCCAUCAAGACUAUGAAGUUGGUGAGAGUUAUGACAGAAAAUAUGACUGGAGCAGAAUUCCCAAGGAUAGUAAAUUCGGUGUUGAAACCCCACAUGACAACAAUGGCAUCCACGUAAAGAAAACUCUGAAAUGGCUUCAUGACACACAACAAGAGAAAUGCACCAAAGUUGUCUCCAAAAGAGUGGAUGAUUUUAGGGAAAGAACACAACCACAGAUUGGAAAAGUCCAUGACCCCAUCAAAGACACCCUUAAAGUUGGACCAGAUCACACAUUUGGUGUUAUGGUCAAACCGGAUGAGUACGGUUCAGGGGACUUGAUCCACAUGAGAGUGAGAGGGGAAUACCUGCGCGGGAAAGAGCGGGAAAGAGCUGUAGUUGCAGCAAUUAGGCAGCAUCUGAAGAAAGCAAACUAUCACAACUUCAGAGACCUCCGUGCUGCCUUUGAACACUAUGAUAAGGAUAAAUCAGGAAAAAUCUGUCUGGAUGAGCUGACCACAACCUGCACUCAGUUUAAUCUACCUGUUGAACCAGAGCUCCUGGAAUCCCUACUGCACUAUUGCGAUGCAGACAAGGAUGGGCAGAUUAAUUACACAGAAUUUGCAAACUUCCUCAACUGGAAAGAUCAAAUGCCUUCCCGUGUGUCCUCAGAGACUGAAGCAACUGGGGAUAAGGAUGAGAGGAGUACUUCCCCUAAGAGACUACAAAAGCAAAUCGACAAGGCAGUUGGCUGGCAGAAAUCCUCAGGCCUUAUCAAUGCUACAGUAGAUGGUGUUAGAACAAACAACUGGAGAGCUUACGGCGUCCCGACGAUCCGGUCAGACCUUCCAGCCCCCAGAAUUCGAAGAGUAGGAGACAGAAUGAAUUAUGGUGAUGAGUCUGAUGCUUAUGGCUUGAUCAAUCCAUCAAUCUAUAGCACACACGGUGUGUAUGAGAAGGAUUUUUUCCAGCCAAGAGAUCCAUUUGAGAUGAGACGAAUCAUUGAUGGCAUAGGAGUUGAAAUGACUGCAGAGGUAUUCAAUAACAUCUGGGAACUCGCACAGACAAACAGCCCAAAUGGGAUGGUAAGUGUGGAAUCAUUCAGGAACGUCAUGGAUGAUGUGACAGCCAAGAAAUUUGUUGAUAGUCAGGCUGCAUAAAUUUAUUGUUGACAUAAAUUAUGUUUUUAUUUUUAUUUUAAUUGAGUGUACUGUAAAUAGUUUCUCUGUCCUAUUUUGGACAGGAAGAGUACUGAUAAAUAAUACUUUCAAACAAAAAUGCCAGCUAGAAUAGAAGCAUUGUGACAUGCUAAUAAUGGAUAAUAAUAUAUUACGUGACUUUUGGCUUAGCAUGGAGAAUCAGAACUUGUGCUGUGAAUGUUGUAACAAAUCUGCAAGGGCAUGGAAUUGUUAAUAGCAUUUGAACAAAGACAGAUGUAAAGUAUGAAAACAAUAAAAUAUUUCACAUAGUUUUA